Messenger RNA from Drosophila bipectinata, 1925 nucleotides. RefSeq names its product BTB/POZ domain-containing protein twz (gene twz). Lineage: Eukaryota; Metazoa; Arthropoda; Insecta; Diptera; Drosophilidae. The record is from RefSeq and is a predicted model, not a curated record. Gene Ontology annotation, biological process: protein homooligomerization. Gene Ontology annotation, molecular function: protein binding.
AUACACAAAUACAACUACAGUUGCAGCAUCAUAUGGUGCGAAAGCCAAGCAGCUGAACAACAAACGCAACUUCGUCGCUCUCGCUCUGCUGCUCUCUCUCAAGGUCGUCGCAGUGGGGUCUGCUGUCUCAUCGCAGCACAGAAGACGCCAGAAACGAACUCCACCCGCAACACGUUAGCAAGAGCCAACAACCAACAGCAACGUCGAACCGCAACCCGUUUGAGCCAACGAGGCCGCAACCACAACAGUUUGCGAUACAGUUCUCGACAAACUUUAGACGCGAAUGCAAGUGAGGUAAUUGCCAGCUCCGAAAAAUAGGCAACAAUCUGCUCUCAGCGGAAACGGAAGUAAACAGUUUGAGCGGAGUUUAAGUGUUUGACGUUUUUGCGCGCGUUCCUCAAAAACAUUUCGCCAUUUCAAAAAAUAUAAAACUGUUCCCAACGGAAGCUAAAAUAUCCGAAGAUCACCGCGAUCCUAGGAUAUAUUCCCAAGGCAAACAAAUCUGAUCUUAUUAUCUACGCGCGCGUUGUUGAAAAAAAAGAGUUAAAGUGCAUUUCCUAAAUAUACCAACCUUUUUAACUCCGUUUGUUGCAUUGGAUCAACGAUCGCCGUUGACGGUGGAUUCCUCCUGCCCCAAACGGAAAAAAUGCGAUAUGGAUCGAGAGCGCGAAAGAGAUGUCAAGGCCCUGGAGCCACGCGAUUUGUCCUCCACGGGCCGCAUUUAUGCCAGAAGCGAUAUUAAAAUCAGCGCUUCACCCACCGUCUCGCCAACGAUCUCAAACUCCUCUUCGCCCACACCGACGCCGCCCGCCAGUUCCUCAGUGACGCCCCUGGGCCUGCCGGGGGCGGCGGCGGCUGCUGCUGCCGUUGCAGCCGCUGCUGCCGCCGGCGGAGCGGCAUCGGCGGGGGCCAGUUCCUAUUUGCAUGGCAACCACAAGCCCAUCACCGGCAUUCCGUGCGUGGCAGCCGCCUCCCGGUACACCGCCCCCGUUCACAUCGAUGUGGGCGGCACCAUCUACACCAGCUCCCUGGAGACGCUCACCAAGUAUCCGGAGUCGAAGCUGGCCAAGCUCUUCAAUGGCCAGAUACCGAUUGUGCUCGACUCCCUCAAGCAGCACUACUUCAUCGAUCGGGAUGGAGGCAUGUUCCGUCACAUUCUGAACUUUAUGAGAAACUCAAGACUUCUAAUUGCCGAGGAUUUUCCGGAUCUGGAGCUGCUGUUGGAGGAGGCCCGCUACUACGAAGUGGAGCCGAUGAUUAAGCAGCUGGAGAGCAUGCGCAAGGAUCGCGUACGCAACGGCAACUAUUUGGUGGCGCCACCCACUCCACCGGCGCGCCACAUCAAGACGAGCCCGCGGACGAGCGCGUCGCCGGAGUGCAAUUACGAGGUGGUGGCGCUGCACAUCUCGCCGGACCUGGGCGAACGCAUAAUGCUAUCGGCGGAACGGGCGCUCCUCGACGAGCUCUUCCCGGAGGCCAGCCAGGCGACACAGUCGAGUCGAAGCGGCGUGUCCUGGAACCAGGGCGACUGGGGGCAAAUCAUCCGCUUUCCCCUCAACGGCUACUGCAAGCUGAACUCUGUCCAGGUGCUAACGCGACUCCUCAACGCCGGCUUUACCAUCGAGGCCAGUGUCGGGGGCCAGCAGUUCUCCGAGUAUCUGCUGGCGCGGCGCGUUCCCAUGUGAUAGGCUCAGGCUCUAGCUCCAGCUCCAUCUCCAGCUUCGGUCCGCCUGGAAGCAUCAUCUCCAUCACCAUCAACAGCUUCUGCUCCGGAAACAGCAACUUCACGUUCCGUAUCCUAUUCUGGUGCUGGCCCAGGCCCUAUUCGUCGAGGGCGUCUCAUCCAAGUGCGAUCCAAGCGCUAACUGGCCUAAAUAAAUUGCCAAAAAACCAUUACAAAUAAGGGGAUUUUAUCAAUCUAAAGG